AUGGAACGAUCAUCCGCGUCGGCCUCAUCGUCGGUCAACAGCCGGCGCAACAAGUCAUACUCGGCGCGGAAGUCGGUGGGCAGAAAUGUCUCGUACGCCAAACGAUGCAACGUCUCCGAAAGCGAUGCGUAUUCGUAUGCCUUGAGGGCUGCUUACCUGCACUAUCUGCUGCAACCCCGGCAGAAGCGGACGCAACAUGUCGCCAACACAUCCAAGCCCAUUCAGCGGAGUAGCACGUCCAUCAACGACAUGGUCAAGGACUUUUCCCUCAUCCGCGAUAGUAAGAGCACAAGGUUCCCUCACGGAUUCAUGGCGGCGUUGGAUAAACGAAUCACGGGAGUGUUGGUGGGACAGGAGAAGAUGGCGGAAUACAAGGACCCGCUGGUCAAGAGAACCUUUGCCACCUUUCUCAACGAAUUCAAGAAUCCCACCUUUCGCAAGAGCAUGGAAAAGGAUCGCAAGGUGGAGGAUCUCCUGUUGAUCUUCUUCUCCAAAGCUACCAGUGAGCUGCAAAAGGGAAAGGCCGCAGACGAUGACGGCUGGAAGUUGAUGGUAGAUAGACAUGUCGCUUUGUUUGUCCGAUUGAUCAGCGGUACCCUCACACACAACGACUGGACCCGGGAUCGUCCCGAAUUGACCAGUCGGCUGAGGACGCUCGAGACCAAACUCCUCCAACACGACCAAGACCUGGCCGAAUCUUCCCAACGAGGCGCCGGCCAGGGAGGUACCAGCGUGGAGGUCGAGGUACCACGCACGUAUGAUGUUAAAGACAUGCCGUUGGUGAUACGAGUGUGUAGAAUCUUUGCAAAGCCUACCGUACAGGCGCAGAAUGACAUCAACGCCAACAAGCAUGUCUGGACGGAGCAGGAGGCCCUGAAGGACUUGAAGCAGUACCAGAGUCAUCUCAUGCUCAACACAAGGGUCACCCUAUCAAAGGAAGACUUCGAUCUGGAUGACUGUUUCGAGGCGUGGCGAAAGGGCGAAUACAGUGAUCUCAGCCAGAUGAUGCUCGCCUUGUUGCAAUCCGACCCCACCCUUGCCAAGGACUCUUCGGGUGCCAGUCUGGCUGCAUACAAACCUCCCGCAUCCAUCGGUAGUGAUGGUCCCUCCUCCCCGGUGGAUCCCACCUCGAUCAAUCUCGUCGAUCAAUUCGUCGAUAUGAGCGGCUUGAAUCUGGAUGAUGCUACUUCCCCCACGAGAGACUCUGGCACGGCAUCGGUUGAGGGAAGUGCUGCAGACUUUACCUUUAUACCUCCCGAUACGAGAGCCUACUUCCGCGCUGCUCUCAAAGCCGCACUCACCCACGACUUGGAAGAUGAAGAUCUCCAAGCAGAGGCUGGACCUGAAGAAGCUCCAACGUUGAAACUUCUCUCUCCGCAGUCGGCAGAUCUUCUCAACGAAUUGGCCCUCCGAUGGCGUGUACCGCACUCCUCCAGGAUGGUCCUCCUUCUUGACAUCAUCCGGGAGAAGUUUCAAAACUCUGAAAUUCCUCUCUCAACGGUGGACACAGCAUUCGACAUGAUGCGAGAACCGCCAGCAGAAACCAAAAAGAUGGGAGGGAAGACUUCCACCCUCCUCAUACACACCAGUUUAUACGACAGAAGUAGUAAAUGGACAGUCCACGAUGCUGCAACGAUGCAGACCAUUCUUUCCAACCUCCACGACGCCUUCCUUCGAGAGCUUUUCGAGGUCUUUCAGCAUUGCUACGAAAGCAAGCCGCCCAGUAUUGGAGAUGCAAUGUACUCUCUUGAUAAGAUUGUCUAUGAUGACCCCUCCUUUAGCAAGAAUCAUGAAGAGCUCGAUGCCUUUUCAUCCAUGAUGUCCGAUCAGCUGAAGCACAAGGCGAGGGAAAAGUAUCAUGACCUGCUCGCGAAGAAUGUUCCCGACGACUCUGCAAAGUGGGAGUUUUACAAUGUCAUUCAACUCGGGCAGGCAGUCACAAGUCUGUGUCAAAAGAUCCAAAAGCGAUAUCGCAAGAAUCCCCAAAUCAUGGGCGUACAGCCGCUGACUAUCCUGAUGGAGGAGAUUCUCCCUUCCUUCGCAAAGGAUGCCAAAGAACUGGUGGGCCGAAUCAUGGAGCUGUGCAAGUCUCGGAAUGAAGAGGUGCCCGUGCAGGAUGGGUUCGAAUUGUACAAAGAGCUGGUGCAGAUUCGCGCCGUCUACGCCCAAGCACUUCCCGGGAGGGAGUUUGGCUUUCACAUUGAAGGUCUCUUGCAAGACUUUGUAUGGCGCUGGAUCGCCAUGACGGACAGCAAGCUUCUGGACUGGGUCGAGGGCGCCGUGGCUCAUGACGAGUUUCAAGUCCGACAGAGCGAUGCCGCCAAGGAAGCCGGUGAACCUCCUGCAGAUAAUGAGAGACACUCUCAGAGUGUGUUGGAUGUCUUUCACAUUUUCAACCAGAGUAUUGAUCAGAUCAUCACUUUAUCAUGGGAUGAUGAUUUGCAGUACGCCAAAUUCAUGACGGCCAUUUCCAAGUCGAUUGGAAAAGGUGUGGCAAAGUAUUGUGAAUUGCUCGAGGCCAAAUUCGCUCGCGAGAUGGACCGUCAAACCCCGGAACAGGAAGCUCGAGCAGCGCAACAGACUCAAAAAGAGAAAUGGAUGGCAGUUGCUAGGGAUGUCUGGGCGACGGGAGGUGCGGGUCCCAAAAUUGAACCCUUCCAAUUCUGGCCCGAGUCUUUUGUCAAGAUUAAUGACAUUGAAUUUGCAACCCUUCAACUUGACAAGUUGGAGGCGGAGAUGAAUGUCGACGCUUGUGUGGCGGCGAUUAAUAAAUACGAACCUCCUCCGCCGGCUAAUGUCCGAAGACGACACGCGGGAGGGACCAAGUUCAUGUUCACCAUCAAAAUCAUCGAAGCGGAAGACCUCAAAGCUGGUGAUAUGAACGGGCUGAGUGAUCCGUAUGUCGUGCUGGGAGAUGAGUAUCAGAAGCGACUUGCCAAGACGAGAACUGUCUAUCAAUCUCUCAAUCCAAGAUGGGACGAGACGGUUGAUAUCCUCACCACCGGCCCACUCAACRUCAUUGCUACCGUCUGGGAUUGGGAUGUAUUGGGAGAUCAUGACUGUCUGGGGAGGACCAGUCUGAAACUUGACCCCAAUCACUUCAACGACUACCUACCGAGAGAGUAUUGGUUAGAUCUGGACACACAAGGACGAGUCCUGGUUCGAGUGUCGAUGGAAGGCGAACGUGACGACAUUCAAUUCUACUUUGGCAAGGCUUUCAGAACGCUGAAGAGGAGUGAACGGGACAUGACCAGGAAGAUUACCGACAAGCUGAGUGCAUACAUUUCUCAAUGUCUCAGUCGGAGGACUUUGCGACAAUUAACCAGUGGGAAUACCGCCGUCUCCACUGCAGCGGGCGUCGCAGGCGUCACAAUCUCCAGUAUGCGAGGAUACUUCAGCAAAGUUUCCGGAAGACCCCUCUCUGUCGCGGCUGGCAAUGCCACCACUUCCGGCGCCCAACAGCAGCAAGGUGGAGGUGCUGGUGGGAAUGUUGCGGAACAAGCUGGCCAAGCACUCAAACCGCUGCUACAAUACUUUGACGAUAACUUUGCGAUUAUGAAGCAGACGCUUACGGAUAGCGGCAUGAUUAUGGUCAUGACGAGAUUGUGGAAGGAGGUGCUCGUCACGAUUGAGGGGUUGUUGGUCCCUCCACUGAGCGAUAAGUUGAGCGCGCAAAAGGCGCUGGGGCCGGUGGAGGUGGAUGUUGUUUAUCGCUGGUUGCAGGUCCUCUUCGACUUCUUCCUCGCCUUCGACCCCGAUCGCGGCGUCGCGGACGGCGUACCCUUGGACGUGUUGAAGAGCCCGAAAUACCACGACCUCCAAAAUUUAAACUUCUUCUACUUUGAAUCCACAGACAACCUCAUCCGCACAUCAGAAGCCAUGGCCAGCGCCACCGCAUCCCGACAAACCGAACAAUCCGCCCGUCUGAACCGCUUGUCCGCACCAGCCGGAAACAGCGCGGCCUUUACCUCUCUUGGAUUGGGAGUAGGGGGAGGAACUCGCCGCAGUAAAUCCAUCCUCCAGAGCAGAAAUUUGGGAACGAUGCGCAAGGCCAAAGAGGCGAAACGGAAGGAAGCCCAAGCGGAUCCUAAUGAUGAUAUGUUGUUGCGGAUCUUACGUAUGAGGCCUGAGGCGGAGAGAUAUUUGAGGGAUCGUAGUCGGCAGAAGGAGAGGUUGGCUGCUGCUGCUGCUGCUGAGGCGAUUGUGAGGCAGAGUUUGGCGGCGGGGAAGAAUUCUGGUGUUGGGGGUGGAGGUGGAGGGCAUGGGAGGGGAGGGGGAAGUUUGGGUGGGGGGAGUUUGGUUCGGAGGGCUGUUGGGUCGGGGAGUAGUGGUGGCGGUGGUAAUGGCGGUGGUGGUGGGGCCGGGGUGAAUGGGAAGUUGGGGAGGGAGUGGGGUACUAUUCGGGAGUGA
This is a messenger RNA of Ramularia collo-cygni, 4410 nucleotides long. Its product is annotated as related to C2 domain protein. Bases 1 to 4410 code for a protein of 1469 amino acids. The transcript has 2 exons. The record is from RefSeq and is a predicted model, not a curated record. Lineage: Eukaryota; Fungi; Ascomycota; Dothideomycetes; Mycosphaerellales; Mycosphaerellaceae.